AUGAAGCAAGUUAAAUUCGUCCCACACCAAUCUCAAUGGACCGAUGAAGAGUUUCAAGCCAUGGUUGAAGGCGUUGAGAACGACAUAGACGGCGAACUUGAAGGAGCUCAAACCACAAUUGCAACCAAAAUUGCACAAGUCAAAGAAGAGAUAGCUCCACUUAAAGCUACCAAAGCUACUCUUGACCUCAUGGAUACUUACCGUUUAGAUGUCAAGAGAGGAAUAAGACAAUUAAAAUUAAAACUCUUAAAUUACGAAGCUAUACUCCAGAAGUUAGCAGAGAUGAGAAGACUUUACCAGAGCUACUUACAUGUAAGGGACUUACCUUCAAGCAGUCCGACCAAAGAUGAAUUUUCUGACAUUGUCCCAAUUUUGUCCGAAAGUCAGCUCAGAUGUUUUGAACUGCUCCCAACAUAUCCAGAAUAUGAACGUUUGCCUGAACUCUUCCGCAAUCUCAAAAAAC
Trichomonas vaginalis G3 is the source of this 463-nucleotide messenger RNA. RefSeq lists its product as uncharacterized. The annotation marks the transcript as partial. Lineage: Eukaryota; Parabasalia; Trichomonadida; Trichomonadidae. The transcript has a single exon. The record is from RefSeq and is a predicted model, not a curated record.